This is a messenger RNA of Lynx canadensis (Canada lynx), 4681 nucleotides long. It is a transcript of the gene ZNF438, whose product is annotated as zinc finger protein 438. Lineage: Eukaryota; Metazoa; Chordata; Mammalia; Carnivora; Felidae. Gene Ontology annotation, biological process: regulation of transcription by RNA polymerase II. The record is from RefSeq and is a predicted model, not a curated record. Gene Ontology annotation, cellular component: nucleus. The coding region runs from base 809 to 3289 and encodes 826 amino acids. Gene Ontology annotation, molecular function: sequence-specific DNA binding; DNA-binding transcription factor activity, RNA polymerase II-specific. The transcript is spliced from 7 exons.
CUCUCGAGGAGUCGCAGGCACCUGGUGAGGAGCUAACGGCUGUUUCCACACGUGGAGAACUUUUAAUGAACACGUGAGGGAAGGAGGCAAUGUCUGCGGAAAGUCUACCUCACAACUCUGGCGUCCGACUCCAACCCCCAGGGCGACAGCUAGUUCGAUGUGUUCCUGGGGUGGGGGUGGGGUGGUCUACGCCCCUUUCCAUUAGUGUCCCCUGCCCUCGGCCACAGGUUUUCUGAGAAGCUUUCUCAAGCAGUCCCCGCCCCAGGAGGCGGCCACACAGGCCACUUGCGCCUGCGCCUGCUCCCGGCGCCACACCGCGGGGGCGGAGCCGCCGAGGAAAGGGGCGUCUCUCCCGCCGUCGCGCGCAGGGCGGAGCCGUGGGGGCGGUGCGGCCGGGCGCCCAGAGACCUGACCUUACCGAACGCCGGGUCCCGUGACGUCACCUCGCCGUGACGCGCACGCUGUAGGAAAACUGAUUAAUUAAAAGGAUUUACUGUAUAUCUUAUGACUCUUUACUGGAGCCUUAGGAGAUAGCCAUAUUUAUUGAAGAUCUCAGAGAGUUGUGAAAGCAAAGACGACAAAAUGAACUGAGAUUUCAGAAAUGGAAGAGCCCGUAUGAGCUAAGAAUACUGACAGUCAUUUUUCCUAAGUGUAUUUGCCCAAAAUGGACACUGGCUAAAGAUCAAGCUUGCUAUGGAGAUAAAGAUGAAUGCCGUGUCUCAUCCAACACUGAAAAUUUGAAGCUUAGAAGACAUUUACUAAGUCACAUCACCUCAAGGACAUUGUUAUUCAAGUCAAAAACAUCAUAAUGCAGAAUUUUUUAUCAAUACCACCAAAAGAUCAACAAGGUGAGUCCAACAUCUCUUCUGGAACGAUUCAGAGUGGGAAAGGUUUGCAGAAUAAGAGUCAGUUUAGGACCAUUGCACCAAAAAUCAUGCCCAAAGUCCUGACAUCCAGAGUGCUGCCGUGCCCUUCAUCAUCACUCUCUGAUCAGGUGAAUCCAGGACCCUCCAUCAACGCCAAGCCUCUGGGGGUGCCCACCCAAAAUUACGCUCUGAUGCAGGUUGCUGGACAGGAGGGGACGUUUUCUCUCGUCGCUCUGCCACAUGUCGCCUCCGCUCAGCCAAUCCAGAAACCCAGACUGGCACUGCCUGAAAAUCUGAAGCUGCCUAUUCCUCGAUACCAACCCCCAAGAAAUAACAAAGGAUCAAGAAAGAAACCCACUCAGAGUUCCUCUGAGAGUGGUGCUGGCAUACCUCCUGCCCAAACCCAAACGUCCCCCUCCCCACCUGACCUUCCCAAACCCCCACACAGACCUGGUCAAUCAGAGCAAGUGCCGUCACUAGACCCAGGCCCGUCCAGCAUUAGCAUGGCGGCACUGACCAACCAUGGUGGCCCCGGAGACUCUCCACCCCCAGGGACCAACGACCAUGGAGAUCUGAACCCUUCUGCCACCCCGAUGGUAUCCACACCAGAAGAGCCCUCAGCCAAGCCGGGCCUCGCAGUGACUCCAGGGAAAGCAACCUUGGCGAGUGAGGAAACCUGCAGUAAACCUUCUCCCGUUGCCAGUGGGAAACGGAGAGAACAAGCUGAUCUUACAAAAGCCAUGACCAUUUUAUCACCAGCUGUUUUCAGCAGUGCAGUUCAGCUGAUCUCUCCAGUCCCCAGAGGUAAACUGCCCAUCCUGCCCUAUGCCAGAGGGAGAACAGCGGAGGUGUGUGGAGGCCAGUCAGACGUGAGCCUCACAGAUGGCUCUGUGCCCGGGCUCAGGGCAGCCUGUAGUAAGGCAUCCUCCAUCCCAGAGGGCUUUACUGCAGCCACCAAGAUGCUCGGCAAGACACCUGCUCCACAGAGCCCCUGUGAAAGUACCUUUUGUGCGGCCACCAGACCAGAUCUCAGCCACAAAGCAAAACUCAGUGGUGGGGCAGCAAAGAGAAGAGUGAGAAAACGAAAGGUACCAGAUGAAAUUUUGGCAUUUCAGGGAAAAAGGAGGAAAUGUGUCAUUAGUAAGUGUAAAGAUAGUAAAGAAAGAGUAAAAGCCGAUCCGCAAGAAUCCAGUGACCAAAAACCAGGGUCUCUGAAGAAAUACCGCAGCAUUAUGCCCAAGCCUGUGAUUGUCGUGUCUGCUUUGGCUCCCCUGGCUUCUCCUGCAGGCGUGUUCCAGCCCCAGACACCAGGCAGCCUCGGGCAGGACAUGUUGUUAAACAGUCCCCUCAGCCCUAAGUAUCCCGGCUGUAGGCAGGAUAGCGGCACCUCCCCAAAGCCCGGCUCUGCGCUGAGAAACGGACUCUCGGGCAUUAAGAAACCGUGGCACAGGUGUCACGUCUGUAACCACCACUUCCAGUUCAAACAGCACCUUCGUGACCACAUGAACACACACACUAACAGACGGCCUUACAGCUGCCGAGUCUGCCGCAAGGCCUAUGUACGUCCCGGCAGCCUGAGCGCACACAUGAAACUCCAUCACGCGGAGAACCGUCUGAAGAAACUCGUGUGCUGUGAGUUUUGUGCGAAAGUGUUUGGCCACGUCAGGGUCUACUUCGGCCACCUAAAAGAAGUGCACCGGGUUGUCAUCAGCACGGAGCCUUCCCCCAGCGAAAGGCAGCCAGGGGACGUGUCAAAGAACAGAGGCCUGACCACGCGAGGGCCGGAGGGACCUGUGGAGAGGGAAAACAAGUCAAGCCUAGAAGAAGACCUCCUCCUAACCCAGGCGGACGAAGUCAAAUUACAAAUCAAAUGUGGCCGUUGUCAGAUCACUGCCCAGUCUUUUGCUGAAAUCAAGUUUCAUUUACUUUACGUUCACGGAGAGGAAAUUCAGGGCCGGCUGCAAGAGGAGAUCUUACCGGGAAGCACAGGAGCUCAGGAAGAACUGGUGAAACACACCGCUCCUUUCAGGAAACAACAUCCUGAGAGAAGGAGGCUACUCAAGCGUGCUCCCCCUGAUGAGGACUUAAAUGCAUUUCCUAAGCUGAAAAGGCAGCUGUGCCUUCAUCAUCACGCUGAUGUGGACAGGUUCAGGAAAAUGGAGGGAGCCCAAGCGGGACCCAGGGAGCCGCUGCCAGGGGCGGUCCCCCGAGGCUCUGCGAGUCCCAGCCCCCACACUCUCCUCUUUGGGGACCGUUCAGGAUUUAACUGUGUCCUCUGUGCACAGACGCUGGCCAGGAAGGAAGAAGUCCUCCAGCACUGGGAACAAGAGCACAACUGUGAGGACCCUCCCAAGCUGUGGACAAUUUUAAAUGCAUUCUCUAGCCAGGGGGUGACCGGACCUCCCGGGGAGACUGAGAAAUGAAAUCUUGGGGGUGGGGGUAAAGAGAAUGCUGCUUGCUUGCUGUCUCUUUCUCUCAAAGCCCUGCAUUUUUAUGGUGGUGCUUAAUUAUAAAAGUCAGACAAAUUAGGAUCAGCAUUAAUGAGCACAAGUGAUUUUUGUACAUAGUUUUAUUUUCUUACAAAAUAUAUAUAUAUAUAUAUAUAUAUAUAUAUAUAUAUAUAUAUGCCUUUGGUGUAUAUUUUUCUAACCAUAUGCAGUUCUACUUUAAAAGUCCUAUGUACUAACCAUUAAUGUCUUAGACUUUGAGAAUAAAGAAAAAGACCAAAAUUUGGCAAUUGAAAUGUAAAAAAUUAUAUAGGCUGUUCUUCAAGUACAGUGUUCAGCGUGUUUGAGCGUGCGCAUAUAUCAUUUUGUUCAGCUGUUUGCUGUUUAAGUAGACGGACAAAUGUGAGCCAGGCCAGUCUCAGCCACACGUAUGGUGUUGAUAUUUAUCAAAUUCUCUGGUGUAUUUGAAUAGGCUGUAGAGCAGUACAUUUAAUAAGGUUCUCAUCUACCAUAAUUUAAAAUUCCAUGUUUCCUGGAUUUUUUCCAAUAUUUUUGCUAUUUUCUUAAAUGUACGUUGCCUUGAAGAUUAGAUGUUGGUAAGUCUUACAGCUGUAGUGUUCCAUAUCAAAGUAAUCAAGCAUUUUUUAGUACUUCAGCUAAUAAAAAACCACUUUUUGGUUAAAAGUUCUUCUCAAAUAGUCUUUCGGGCCAGGAAAUUUACAACCUGGAAAGUGUGCUAGACAGUUCAGCCCAGAUGGCUAGGUGUCUGAACCGCUCGCCCUCCCUCCCAAGGAGCUUCACAGGGUCAUCGCUAGCUGAUCAAUUUUCGAUGUAACUGUGCCUUUCAAGCCCAGGGUUCUCUUUGAAAGCCAAGAGUAAAUGAUUGCCUCUUAAAUUCCUGGGAACCAGAAAAGUUGCCACUUGGAGCUCCUGGACAUCCUGGCUGCAAAAUCAUUUUCUUAGAAUGGGGGAGUUUAAACAGUCGUCCAGCUGAGGUUCCAGCCUCUGGGUGAAAGUACUGUGCAUGUGGCCAGCCCCGUCUGCCUGAAGCACGGCCCAGGCGUCGUCACAUGUUUCUGUGCUACAGGAAGUUGCCGAACCAGGAAGAACUGAAUUCGAAUUGAUAAGCUAGUGGGUUUUAAGUCAUCUUUUUUUUUUUUUUUUUAAUGUCUUAUUUUAAAAGAAAGUGUUCAUUAGCACGAUUUGGCUCAAAUUUUCCAGAAAGUCAAUUCUUGACUUUUUGCAAAUAGUUUUAUAAAUUUGAGACUAUGAGGGUAGGCGUGGAAAUCUCUGAAAGACUUUGCUGCCGUGGUGUGUCGAUCAUCGUGCUUUACCCAGUUUGAAAGAGAUCAUAUCAGACCUUCACUG